AUGGCCGAUUCUGCCAGCCUUGCCAAUAAGAUGGAUAUCGACGAGGCCGCGAUCGAUGAAGGUCUCUAUUCUCGCCAACUUUAUGUGCUGGGGCAUGAAGCUAUGAAGAAGAUGGCUGCAUCCAAUGUGCUCAUCGUCGGAAUGCGAGGUCUUGGUGUCGAAAUCGCCAAGAAUAUUGCACUCGCUGGUGUGAAAUCAGUUACUAUCUAUGACCCAGAGCCUGUCACUGUUCAGGAUCUUAGCUCGCAAUUUUUCCUACGAGCCGAAGAUGUCGGAAAAUCGCGAGCUGCAGCGACUCUACCGCGAUUGGCUGAGCUCAACACUUACGUUCCCGUUCGAGAUCUCGGCGGAAACCCUGGGGAAGAAAUAACGGUCGACCUCGUUAAAGGUUUCCAUGUUGUCGUCCUUUGCGAGGUAUCAUAUCAGAAGCAGUUGGAAAUUAAUGACUGGACCCAUGAACAUGGCGUACACUUCGUUGCCGCUGAGACUAGGGGCCUUUUUGGAUCCGCGUUUAACGAUUUUGGCUCGAAAUUUACCUGUGUAGACACCACCGGCGAACAGCCACUGAGUGGGAUGAUUGUCUCUGUUGACAAGGAUACAGAGGGUGUUGUUACUUGCCUUGACGAGACAAGACAUGGUUUAGAAGAUGGUGACUUUGUCACCUUCUCUGAGGUUCAAGGAAUGACGGAACUCAACGGAUGUGAGCCCCGAAAGAUUACUGUUAAGGGACCGUACACCUUCAGUAUUGGCGACACUUCAAGCCUUGGCGAUUACAAAACUGGAGGAAUCUUUACUCAAGUUAAGAUGCCGAAGAUUCUGAACUUUAAAUCUCUCAGAGAGUCCCUCAAGAGCCCAGAAUUCUUCAUCAGCGAUUUCGCCAAAUUUGAUCGUCCUGCCCUCCUACAUGUUGGAUUUCAGGCGCUGUCAGACUUUGCUACUCGCCACAACCGACUUCCCAAAGCACGAAAUGAAGAGGAUGCUAAUGCCGUCGUUGCUUUGGCGAAGGAACUGGACCCUGACGUGGACGAAAAAAUUCUGAAGGAGCUUGCUUAUCAGGCUACUGGUGAUUUACCUGCUAUGAAUGCAGUCCUUGGAGGGUUUGUUGCUCAAGAGGUACUCAAAGCCUGCUCUGCCAAGUUUCACCCAAUGUUUCAACAUCUGUAUUUCGACUCUUUGGAGUCAUUGCCGAACGAGUUACCUAAGGAAGCGGAUUGCCAGCCUAUUGGAUCGAGAUAUGAUGGUCAAAUAGCAGUCUUUGGCAAAACUUUCCAAGACAAGGUGGCAAAUCACCGGCAGUUCCUUGUGGGGUCGGGGGCCAUCGGGUGUGAGAUGCUCAAGAACUGGAGUUUAAUGGGUGUCGCUUCUGGUCCAAACGGCAUAAUUCAUGUCACAGAUUUGGAUACCAUUGAAAAGAGCAAUCUUAAUCGUCAAUUCCUUUUCAGAGCCAAAGAUCUCGGUAAAUUUAAGGCUGAGGUUGCUGCUAUCGCGGUCGCAGAUAUGAAUCCCGAUCUGUCAGGCAAGAUUCUGGCUAAGCAGGAACCUGUCGGACCCGCAACUGAAAAUAUCUAUGAUGAGGCGUUCUUUGACGGCAUUGAUGGAGUAACGAACGCAUUGGAUAAUGUGAAAGCUCGUUUGUAUAUGGACCAACGCUGUGUCUUUUAUCGCAAGCCGCUACUGGACUCUGGAACUCUCGGCACCAAAGGAAAUGUCCAAGUUAUCAUUCCAAACCUUACGGAAUCAUAUGCUUCGUCGCAAGAUCCUCCUGAGAAGGAAACACCUUCCUGUACGAUCAAGAACUUCCCCAAUGCCAUUAACCACACCAUUGAGUGGAGUCGUACUCAAUUUGACAACUUGUUUGUUAAACCUGCUCAAGCCGCCAAUGCUUACCUUUCGGAGCCCAAUUAUCUAGAAAGCACAUUGAAGUAUUCGGGUCAACAGAAAGAACAAAUUGAGCAGAUUGUAUCUUUCUUGGUCACUAAUAAACCUUUGACUUUUGAGGAAUGCAUUAUCUGGGCUCGUUUGCAAUUUGAGCGGGAUUACAACAACGACAUCCAGCAACUUUUGUUCAGUUUGCCCAAGGAUGCUACAACCAGCACUGGACAGCCUUUCUGGAGCGGACCCAAGAGAGCACCUGAUCCUCUUGUUUUUAACGCCAAUGAUCCUACUCAUCUGGACUACAUUAUUGCUGCAGCCAAUCUGCAUGCUUUCAACUAUGGCCUUCGUGGUGAAACAAAUCCGGCCAUCUUUCGAAAAGUAGUGGAAUCAAUCAUUGUACCUGAAUUCACACCAAAGAGCGGUGUCAAAGUACAAAUUUCCGACAAUGACCCAGUUCCUCAAAACAACGCCGGAGCAGAUGUCGAUACAGAAGACUUGGCCCGCCAACUUCCUUCUCCUUCUUCUCUUGCAGGAUAUCGCCUCACUCCUUGCGAAUUCGAGAAGGAUGACGACACUAAUCAUCAUAUUGAUUUCAUCACGGCUGCUUCCAACCUUCGGGCCAUGAACUACAACAUCACCCCCGCUGACAAGCAUACAACAAAGCAGAUCGCUGGAAAAAUUAUUCCAGCCAUUGCCACUACCACAUCACUUGUCACAGGAUUAGUGUGCUUGGAGCUUUACAAGAUUAUUGAUGGAAAGAAACGCCUAGAAGACUACAAGAACGGCUUCGUCAACCUGGCCUUACCUUUCUUUGGCUUCUCAGAGCCUAUUGCAGCCAAGAAAUCCAAGUAUAGAGAUGUUGAGUGGACACUGUGGGACCGGUUCGAGUUUACAAACGACCCUACAUUAAAAGAUAUUGUGGAAUACUUUGAGAGAGAGCACAAGCUUUCGGUUACAAUGGUUAGCCAGGGCGUGAGCAUGCUUUGGAACUCUUGGAUUGGAAAGAAGAAGAGCGACGAGAGGCUGCCUAUGAAGUUCAGCCACCUGGUUGAACAUGUCAGCAAGAAGCCCAUUCCUCCUCACUCUAAGCACCUUGUUGUUGAGGUCAUGGUGACAGAUGAGGAAGAUGAAGAUGUCGAGGUCCCAUUCAUUGUCGUCAAGAUCUAA
This is a messenger RNA of Psilocybe cubensis, 3042 nucleotides long. RefSeq lists its product as uncharacterized. NCBI's taxonomy places the organism in Eukaryota, Fungi, Basidiomycota, Agaricomycetes, Agaricales, Agrocybaceae. Gene Ontology annotation, molecular function: ubiquitin activating enzyme activity. The transcript is spliced from 17 exons. Bases 1 to 3042 code for a protein of 1013 amino acids. The record is from RefSeq and is a predicted model, not a curated record. Gene Ontology annotation, cellular component: cytoplasm; nucleus. Gene Ontology annotation, biological process: DNA damage response; ubiquitin-dependent protein catabolic process; protein ubiquitination.